Molecule: messenger RNA, 2600 nt
Organism: Scomber japonicus (chub mackerel)
Lineage: Eukaryota; Metazoa; Chordata; Actinopteri; Scombriformes; Scombridae
Gene: nus1
Product: NUS1 dehydrodolichyl diphosphate synthase subunit
Exons: 5
Coding region: 144-1019 (291 amino acids)
Cellular component (GO): dehydrodolichyl diphosphate synthase complex; endoplasmic reticulum membrane
Molecular function (GO): ditrans,polycis-polyprenyl diphosphate synthase [(2E,6E)-farnesyl diphosphate specific] activity
Source: RefSeq, a predicted model, not a curated record
GUGAGAGGAUGAUGGCGGCAGGCGGUAUGAGCUGUCGGCAAUGCUGAAACGGAUUUAGUCGGCAAAGAGUAAAGCGCCUGUGCUACAGUCUGACCACGACUUAUUAAGGACUUUACCUACGGACAGAAGGAAUAAGGACACUAAUGGCGCUGCUCUAUGGCUUGUUGUGGCGGCUCUUACUGGUUCUGGUCCACGUCAACAGAGCGCUCGUCUCCUGGCUCCGUGUCUGGGUAAAGAGCUGGAAGGGCCGGUUGUGGGAGAGGGCUAUGGCCGCUCUGCUGCUGCCGUUAGCCCUGGCUGGGUUCCCGGACCACCAGAGGAAGUUAAAUCAUAACCCUGACGCUAAUGCUAACUCUGCAGCUAGGAACCGUAUUGCCAGUCGCCGGUUACGGUGGCUGUCCGACGGCAGGUCUCUGGAGAAGCUGCCCGUCCACAUUGGCCUACUGGUAGCCGAAGAAGAGCCCAGCUAUACGGACAUAGCCAACUUGGUGGUGUGGUGUAUGGCUGUCGGUAUAUCAUAUGUCAGCGUCUAUGAUAAUCACGGGAUUUUUCGGAAAAAUAAUAUCCGUCUGCUGGAAGAGAUAGUGAAGCAGCAGCAGGACUUGCUGGGGGUCGAGGGAUCCAAAUACAACGUGGAGUUCCUGAGCAACGGCACUGACAAACAUCAGCACCAUGUGGUGUCCUGCAGGCCCAUAGUGAAGGUCCUGUCUCCAGAAGAUGGGAAGCAGAGUAUUGUUCAGGCAGCACAGCAGCUCUGUCGCUCUGUGGAGAACAAAGAGAGGAGCUCCAAAGACAUCAGCGUCUCCAUGCUGGACACACUUCUAAGAGAAUCAAAGUAUAUUCCCGAUCCCGAGCUGGUAGUGAAGUUCGGUCCUGUGAACAGCACGCUGGGCUUCCUCCCCUGGCACAUCAGACUCACUGAAUUCAUGUCCCUGCCCUCCCACAGAGACAUCUCCUAUGAGGACUUGUUCGGCGUCCUGCAGCGGUACGGUGUGUGUCAGCAGCGGCUUGGCCAGUGAUGUGCGGGUGCCAAGGUCAGGAUCAGGGUCAGGGUCAGGGUUGAGGCCUUCACACAAGGAACAAAUGUGGUGCGACACAGUCAGGCGAGAGGCGGGGGCCAGGCGGUGACCCCUCCAUGCCUUACCGAGUCCCUCAUUACUUCUCAUGAAAUCUCUUUAACAGACUAAGAAAGCUCAAAUAUGAGGAAACAAGGAGAACGGUCAGCUGACUUCCUGCCACCAGCCCUUGUCUUAUAAUAAACUCACAUUCCAGAACUUCUGGACCCCGGCUCUCUAAGAGAAAACGGCACAUCAGAAACACGCACUGACAUGAGAAGACUGUCUAUAGACUCAGUGUACCACAAACCCUGUUUUGUCUUCUCAGACCCUCUGGCUCACUGUUUGUCAUUCAGUCUCCAGCUGCUGUUUACUGCUGAAGCCUUCACUCAGCAGACAACAAAGAAGAAACAAGGCUUUGUGUAAGGAAUCCUGGGAAAUAUAGCUUCAUGUAGGAGAAACUCAACUACCACCAACACUCGCUUGCACAGAGGAAGUGGAUCUCGGACAUAGUGGUUAACGAUGUGUAAAUAUGAAAAAAAAAAAAUCAUGUGGCUCUGUGUUUGUCCCUGUGGUCAUGUGUCACAUACAGAGGUUUGUUCAAGGUUCCUGUUUGACGAAUAAGAGCCCUGAAAUAAAUAAAUGCACUGUCUCUGUUUAUAUAUGUUCAUGGCUUAUAUGAAAAUCUUAAUACAACUUGACAAAAUCAUUUUACUAUAACUCUAAAGAAAUGCACUGUCUCUGUGUAUAUGUAAUCUGAUUACAACUUGACAAAAUAAUUUACCUCUAACUAUGCUCUCCCCUCCCUCCCUCCCCCCAUAUACUGAAGAGUGUUGAGAGAUAUCACCUAACUGAAAGUUUGUACUUGGGUCACACAGUAAAAUGAUGACAGUGAGAUGUGGUGAAGUGCUCCAGGAGAAAGCUAGUAAGUGGACAUUUAGUUCAAAUUAUUUUGUCAAACUACUCUGUCAAAAAAAAAAAAAGUUGACUCUUAUUUUGUUAUAUUUGACACGCCUCCCUGACGAUUAUCAUUGCAUGAACUGCAAAGUUCAGUCUUGACCUUGGAAACAGCAAUUUGACCAAAUAAUCUUACCUCAAGGUGCACUUACUAGUUUUUUAAUACUUUCAACUACAACUCAUGGUCUUUCUCAGUAGGUGGAGUCAUUCUACUUAGUUGUCACCAAGUUCCAAAGUACUGCAAUUCCAUACUGAAGGGUUAGGGUUAACUGAGUGACUCCCCACAUCCACUGAGGAAGACCAUGAGAUGUGGUUGAAAGCCCAUGAAAACAGCUGAUAAGUGGGUUCAAUCCAAAGUUGAAAAUGUUUUGCUUAAAAAACAUCAAAUAAUAUUUUGUUUAUUUUUGUGUUGAAUGAUUCAAAAAAAAUUACACAGAAUGUUCUAUAUGGUGGCAGCUAAUUUAGCCUGUGGUUAUCUGGAGAUGACAGUUGCUGCUUAUGGUAGACCCUUUUUACAGCAGACAUCUUGACAUGUCAAAGCAGGAGUUUAUAACAGUAAUGAUGGCUCCAUUCCAUUUAGGUGAGUCA